ACACGAGCCCAUAGUAAAGUACAGGCUUGGAAAGAGGAAGACCAGAGAACUUUUGUCUUCCUCAGAGUUUAAUGAAGUUGGCCUGGUCAGUCAAGAGAGGAUUAAAGGAGAGUUUAGUGUCACUGAGCUGUGACUGUUUGUAGAGGGGAAGUGGAGUGUUUGGGUCACAGUGCCAGAGCAGGAUGGUCUCAGUUCAGAGCUGGACCAGAAGGAACAUGGCUAGUCUCGCUCCUGCUUUAACGGGCUUUGGGAGGUCGGGGAAGAGCUUUCUUAUAGACAAUCUGAUUAAAUCUCACUGUUCUUCUUCAGUGCAGCCAAAAACAUGCAGACACCUGGGACAAGCAGCUUGUGACGGUCCGAGGAGAACCUGGGGCCAGGAGCUCGAAGCCCACCAGAACCUGAGUCAAAGUUCACAGCAGGGUAAAAUCUUAACUGGACCCAUUCUGCAACACUCAGGCAUGCUGAGCGGUGGUGUGUUCCUGCAGAGCUCCCAGUAUUUGCUGGCGUGCUGUGGUGGGUCCAGCCCCCCUCCUGUCUUCAGUCAAGAUCUGGUUCCAAAACCGCCGCAUGAAGUGGAGAAACCGCAAGGAGAAGGAGGUUCAUAGCAUUCGCUCCCCGAUGAACGAGCUCAUGGCCAGAGGUCUGGAGGAGGAACAGCCGCCACACGACGACACAAAUGCUACAGCAGAGAGAUCACUGGCACAGAGUACCACCAGGGACACAAAGCCAUAAUGAGCUGAUAUGAACCAAGAGACAUUCUGCAAAAUUGUCAUCAAAGACUUUAGUUCUGGAAAUGAUGGAAUAAAUACAUGGCACAGACUAACACUGAAAAUAUACUAGAGUCUUUUAAUUCAUUGGUGAGUUAUUUUAUUGGGUUACUCACUUCAGUAAGCAACCUCAUGGUCGUGCAUUGCCAAGACUUUCCAAGAAAGAUUUUGAAUUAAAAUUAUAGUCACUUAAAGGUCAAAUAUGAGUCACUUCUUUACUAUUUGCAUGUUACGUUUUUGUACAUAGUACAAUCUAGUAAGCUUUACACUAAUACUAUUAUCUUCGAAGUUUUUCCAGUUAUUUUCAAAAGUCAUAAGUAUUUUACUCAAUAAAGUGUUUUGCUUAUU
Molecule: messenger RNA, 1115 nt
Organism: Austrofundulus limnaeus
Lineage: Eukaryota; Metazoa; Chordata; Actinopteri; Cyprinodontiformes; Rivulidae
Gene: dbx2
Product: developing brain homeobox 2
Biological process (GO): regulation of transcription by RNA polymerase II
Molecular function (GO): DNA binding; DNA-binding transcription factor activity, RNA polymerase II-specific
Source: RefSeq, a predicted model, not a curated record